This is a messenger RNA of Saprolegnia diclina VS20, 1952 nucleotides long. RefSeq lists its product as hypothetical. The transcript has 5 exons. Gene Ontology annotation, biological process: cyclic nucleotide biosynthetic process; intracellular signal transduction. The record is from RefSeq and is a predicted model, not a curated record. Bases 6 to 1772 code for a protein of 588 amino acids. Lineage: Eukaryota; Oomycota; Saprolegniomycetes; Saprolegniales; Saprolegniaceae.
CGACGAUGCUGCCAAUAUGGAGCCUCAUCUACGUGCUCGUGCUCUUCGUCUCGUUCAUCGCGACGUCCAUGGCCGUGUACACCAUGUUCCGCCUGAAGCGGCGCAUCCGAACCUGCGUCUUCUACGCCACAUACGCGUACUUUAUCUCACGCACGGUCUACUCGCUCACGCGCGCGGUCGUCCUCGCCGCUGUCGUCGACCAGUUCUUCCAGGCCAACUCGACGUGGAUGGAGAUCGAUAGCCUCCGCGACGUGAGCGCCUUUAGCCCGCUCACCGACAGCUCCAACGAUCCAACCUUGGACGCGCCGCCCAACGUCGUCAUGUGGUUCCUCCUCAUUGGCGACGCCGCACUCAUUGCAGGCGCGCUUUGGAUGCUCGUGCUCGUGCUGGAGCUCGUGCGCUUGGCGCGCAAGGCCAUGGACCGCGGUUCGAUCCGCGAAGCCCGCACAAUCAAGUACUAUGGCGCCGCCAUCAUGGUCCUUGUGCUUUCGUACUUUGCGCUCUCGUUCGUGCUCUCGACGGGGCGCACGGAAGGCACGAUGCCCAACACGAUGACUGUGAGCUUUUACUCGGGGCGGUUCAAGUCGGUGCUCAUUACUGCGAUUUCGAUUCAAUCGGGCGUCAUCCUGCUCGUCGCCACGGCGAUGUGGUUUUUGCGCCGACGCGGCCGCAACUUUGAAAGCGUCGACGGCGAGCUCACGACGUCGCCGCUCUACAUGCGUCUCAAGCGCAUCCUCUCAGUCUACUGCAUCAUGUCGCUUCCGUACAUUGCCAUGACGUGGCUCUCGCUCAUUUGCUCGCUUCUCGAUACUGAGUGUCCGUCCGUGCUUCUCGGUAUCGCAACGAUUUUGUACUUUGCGUCGGGUCUAGCCUUUGCCAUCGUCAUGGUCGGAAGCCAACAGUGCUGCUACGCGUGUCUCUUGCCCGCGGACGAAGUGCGCACGGCCCAACUCCACUUAUCGCCGAGCCCCAAGCACGCGCAGUCCCCGGUUGCGUACCCCGUCUUUGUCAACACCGACAUUGAAUCCUCAAGCUUGCUCUGGGGCCAGCUUGGCCAGACCAUGCACGACGCCCAAGAGCUUCACGACAACCUCCUAAGAUCGCUGAUUGUCAAGCACCAUGGGUACGAGAUCACGACCUGCGGCGACGCGUUCCAGCUCGCGUUCCAGUCCAUUGCGGACGCUGUUGCCUACUGCUUGGAUGUCCAGUUGGAGCUCAUGAACCAGCCGUGGCCCGUCGAAUUUGUCGACUCGGGUCUUCCCGGCAGUCUUACUGUCUCGAUCCGCACCAAGCACGUACCGCUGACAAAGCCCAAGCACAUGUAUUUAUUCCACGGCAUCCGCGUGCGCAUGGGGAUCCAUGCAGCGUCCGAAGCCGAGGGCCAGCUUUUCCACCAAGUGCACCCGGUGACGCACCGGACAACGUACGUCGGUCUCUCGGAGCUCAUUGGGCGCGAAGUCAGCGAUCUCGGCAACGGCGGGCAGAUCGUCGUGACGACCCCGAUCGCCAAGUGGCUCGAGUCGCAAGCGCUGGCCGAUACCGAGUGGAGCAACGCCAACCCGUUCGUCGUGCAAGAUCUCGGGGUCUACCGCGUCGCAGACCUCAAGAUCGAUUUGGGUCUGGCCGAAGUGCUGCCGCUGGCGCUCAAAGAUCGCCGCGCGCACUUUCAAUCGAUUGCGAAUGUGCAAAGUCGCAAGUCGUAUACGCGGCACGAUAGCACCGCGUACGGCCUCGUUGGCUCGCCACGAGAUACGCUCGCGCGUUUAGUCUAGUCUAGUCGAAUAGAAGUAUAGUAAUUUAGUAUGUAUUGGUAUUCUCGUCGUCGUGGUGAGAGUGUCAAGUCGUGGACGCUCCUCACGCCACGUAAUCGCCCGGGUCGUGUAGACAGUUGAUGAUGGAGUAAUACGACAAAACAAUUGUACUAUAAAGUGGCUACUGCCCCAACAUGGACA